AUGGCGGAAGAGUCUGGUGUAGGGAGUAGUUCGAACUCGAUAGCUACUCCUGGAGCUUCAGGACCCUCUACACCGCAGCCUCCGUCGAAGGUCCAACAGCCCAAGCCGCAGGCGCUUCCCAACCGAUCUGGACCAUCAGCCAUACUCGUUUCAACAAGGCAGAAGGGCAAUCCCAUUUUGAAUCAUAUCAAGCUACUGCCAUGGGAAUAUGCAGAUAUACCCGCGGACUACGUGAUCGGGAACACGACAUGUGCUUUGUUCCUGUCGCUAAAGUACCACCGCUUACAUCCCGAAUACAUAUACUCCCGGAUCCGACUUGUAUCAGGCAAAUAUCUGCUCCGGAUUGUAUUGAUUAUUGUUGAUAUCCCAAACCACGAAGAUAGUCUGAAGGAACUCUCCAAGACGUCCGUCAUCAAUAACCUCACGCUGAUUCUUUGCUGGUCCGCGCCCGAAGCCGCCCAUUAUCUGGAACUGUUCAAGUCAUCUGAGAAUUCCCAGCCAACUGCCAUCCGCACACAACAGGCUCAGUCGUAUAAGGAGUCCCUUGUCGAGUUUGUCACGACGCCCCGAAGCAUCAACAAGUCUGAUACGGCAAGUUUGUUGUCGACCUUUGGGAGCUUGCAGAACGCAAUAAAUGCCCAGCCGGACCAGAUCAGUGCAGUACCCGGAUGGGGGGAGAAGAAGGUCAAGCAGUGGUGUGGCACUUUGGCGGGAGCCCAAGGAAUAGUAUCCGCUGCGGAUCGCAGCAGGGAAUUAACCCCACCCGAAACCUAUGAGAAGGAUGACGAAGACCCGAUUUCAGCAGAGGCAGAAAACCGUCGUCUGGACUUAUCGAGUCAAGCCGUUGAAGAUCCACGGCCACAGGAGUUAGGUCAAGAGGAGCAACUAAGCGAAGGUAUCAUGGCGGCGCUGGCAAAAUAUCGAGAGAAUGGUAGUUGA
This is a messenger RNA of Aspergillus heteromorphus CBS 117.55, 939 nucleotides long. RefSeq names its product DNA repair protein RAD10. Gene Ontology annotation, molecular function: damaged DNA binding; single-stranded DNA binding. The transcript is spliced from 2 exons. The record is from RefSeq and is a predicted model, not a curated record. Lineage: Eukaryota; Fungi; Ascomycota; Eurotiomycetes; Eurotiales; Aspergillaceae. Bases 1 to 939 code for a protein of 312 amino acids. Gene Ontology annotation, cellular component: ERCC4-ERCC1 complex; nucleus; nucleotide-excision repair factor 1 complex. Gene Ontology annotation, biological process: meiotic mismatch repair; nucleotide-excision repair; mitotic recombination.